AAGGCAACUAGAGCGUGGUUUCAGUUCAACAGGGUGAACUAACAGAGGCAGCGAGAAAUCACCACAGACAGAGUUCACGUGAAAUAUUUGGACUUACUCUACUCAGCAGCAGCAGCUCAGGAGGGGGGGGACACUGAGAGGCUUGUGUGAGGUGUCGAAGCUGAGGACUAACAGGACAAAGACAAAUUGAACAGAGGACUUCAAAUAUCAGCAUGCAACAGACAGCUUUACUCUGAACAGGUUCUUUGAGGGACUGCUAGCUGACAUUAAACUAAAUGGGUGACUCCUGCACCCACCAUAAUAUUCUUUCGUGACUUGCAAAUUACAGCGAGGACACAACAUUAACAUUGUUCCCUGUUAUAAUCUUGGAUCAUACUGGAAUAUUGGGAUUCGGAUCCCGUCGUGGAUGAGUUUCCAUUUCCACCCUGGAAGAAGCCAUCUUUCUAAAGUUUACAGUAGCAUAUUUUUUUUCUUUCACAUCAACACUCCCUGAUGAUCACAAGGGAAUAUGUCACUCUUGUUUUGGUGGGCUCUUGUUUCCUGUUGGACUACAGCUCCCAAAGUGCUCAGCUCCAGAGCAGAACUAAGGGUGCGGUAAUCAUAGACAGGGGGGCAACUGGACCCAAAAACAUGAGGGAGUCUGUCGACGAAGUGACGUCUACAGUGGGUCGGAUGAGGCAUAGGAGACAUGGAAGGUCAAGGGCCCAACGUAUUAAAAGAGGAUGGGUGUGGAACCAGUUCUUCGUCCUGGAGGAGUAUAUGGGAUCUGAACCGCAAUAUGUUGGAAAGCUCCACACAGACAUGGACCAUGGAGACAGUGCGGUGAAGUACACUCUGUCAGGCGAAGGAGCUGGGUCCAUUUUCACCAUCGAUCAAAUUACAGGAGAUAUUCAUGCGCUGGUGGGACUUGACAGGGAGGAAAAGUCCUUCUUCACGCUGAGGGCCCAGGUUGUUGACAUCAACACAGGCCUUCCUCUGGAACCAGAGUCUGAGUUCAUCAUCAAGGUGCAGGACAUCAACGACAAUGAGCCACGAUUCCUAGAUGGACCGUACAGCGGCAGUGUCCCGGAGAUGUCCCCAACAGGAACCUAUGUGACACAGGUGACUGCCACAGAUGCAGACGACCCCACAUAUGGCAACAGCGCACGCAUCGUCUACAGCAUCCUUCACGGACAGCCCUACUUCUCUGUGGACCCUAAGACAGGAGUUAUCAGGACAGCACUGGCCAACAUGGACCGUGAGGUGAAAGAGGAGUACCAGGUUCUUCUCCAGGCCAAAGACAUGGGAGGUCAGCUGGGGGGGCUGGCGUCCACCACCACCAUCAACAUCACCCUCAGAGAUGUCAACGACAACCCGCCCCGCUUUGCAAAGAGUAUAUUCCACCUACGGGUGCCAGAGUCUGCGCCAGUUGGCUCGGCGGUGGGUCGGAUUCGGGCCAAUGAUUUGGAUGUUGGCAGCAAUGCAGAAGUGCAUUAUACCAUUGUUCCAGGAGAUGAGGGCAACAUGUUUGAAAUCAUCUCUGAUGGCCAAACUCAAGAGGGAGUCGUAGUCUUGAAAAGGACCCUCGACUAUGAAACCAAAAAAUCGUACAUUUUCAAGGUCGAGGCAUCCAACGCACAACUGGACCCCCGUUUUCUCCACCUAGGGCCCUUCAAGGACUCUGCGACGGUGAAGGUGACCAUCCUGGACAUGGCGGAGCCUCCUGUCUUUACCAAGCCGUUUUACUCCAUGGAUGUGUAUGAGGACACUCCUCUAGGGACCAUCAUUGGCUCGGUAACCGCCCAUGACCUGGAUGCCAGCAGCAGCGCUGUUAGGUACUCAUUGGAAUGGAACACAGAGUCUGACAGCUGUUUUGACAUUGACACUGUUGAGGGAACUAUUUCCACUAAUGAAUACCUGGACAGAGAGACAGCUGUACAGCACAAGGUCAAUGUGGUGGUAACCAAAGUCAAUAACCCACUGCUGUCCACCAAAGUGUCGGUGACAGUCAACAUCCUGGAUGUGAACGAGUUCCCUCCUGAGCUGGCUGUUCCUUCGGAAUCCUUUGUGUGUGAGAACUCCCGAAUCGGACAGGUGAUCCAGACUGUCAGUGCUGUGGACAAGGAUCUUCCUCCUGUCGGUCAGAGGUUCUUCUUCAAGAGCCCCAAAGAGCUCCGCAACAGAAACUUCACUGUUCGAGAUUUUGGAAACAACACUGCCGGCAUUGUGACCAGACGCUCAGGUUUUCAGCGGCGGCUGCAGGACUUCUACGUUCUUCCUGUGGUGGUCGAAGACAGCGGUUACCCUGCUCAGAGCAGCACAGCCACCCUCACCAUCCGAGUGUGCUCCUGCGAGAUGGGGGGCUCUCUGCUGACCUGUUCAGCAGAGGCUAUCUUCCUGCCUGUGGGCCUCAGCACUGGAGCCCUGAUGGCUAUUCUGCUGUGUGUAGGUCUGUUGAUUGUUAUGGCAGCGCUGUACAUGAGCCAGAGGCGCAACAAAGAGAAAGAGACUCUGAUGACAUCAAAAGAGGACAUACGUGACAAUGUCAUUCACUACGACGAUGAGGGCGGCGGCGAGGCGGACACUCAUGCCUUCGACAUGGGCACCCUGCGCAACACACACUCACAGCAAGCCAAAGCCCACAGCGCCGUCUCCAAGACGGAGAAAAAUGGCUAUGGGGACGGGGUUCUGCUGCAUCUCACCAGCCGCAACGACGAUGUCAGGUCACCUGACAUCCAUCGUCAAACAGCCAGCGGUAUUGUUGCUGUGAAUGAAAAGACCCCGCUCUCUUCCUGCGGCAGAGGGACUGAGGGCGAUGCGGAGAAGAUCCAGGAGUUUAUCGAACACCGGUUGGAGGAGAGCCACAAGGGUUAUGCCACUCCGCCCUAUGAUUCAUUAGCAACCUACGCUUACGAGGGCGACGGCACCGUGGCGGGUUCGCUCAGCUCCAUAGAUGAGUCUUGGGUAAUUGACAGUUCAGGGGAUUUUAGUUAUCUUGGUGACUGGGGACAACCGUUCAAAAUACUGGCUAGCAUCCUGGACAGACAGCCGCCCACUCUGUCUAAGGAGAGCUGAGAGGAAGUUGACGAGCGGAGAGACACUGAGCAGCCAUGUGGGAAUUAGCUUACUUUUUUAGACAUGUUUUUUUUUUACUUUGACAGGCACUGGUUAGAAUGAUGUGAGGUGAUGUUGAGCUGAUAGAAAACUGUUCAUGUGAGGUAGAAUUAUGGCAGCACCAGUUAGCUCAAGAGCAGAGAGUCUAGCUACAGGUGAAUGAAAAGGGUGAACUUGAUAGCUCCUCGAAGUGUCUGAGGUACUGUAUGUUUACAUGUCUUUUGAUUCAUGUUACUUAAUAAAAAACAUCAUGAACUGAUGUUUUGAUUUUU
Molecule: messenger RNA, 3365 nt
Organism: Platichthys flesus (European flounder)
Lineage: Eukaryota; Metazoa; Chordata; Actinopteri; Pleuronectiformes; Pleuronectidae
Product: cadherin-12-like
Exons: 13
Coding region: 493-3054 (853 amino acids)
Biological process (GO): homophilic cell-cell adhesion; cell morphogenesis; multicellular organism development
Cellular component (GO): adherens junction; plasma membrane; catenin complex
Molecular function (GO): cadherin binding; calcium ion binding
Source: RefSeq, a predicted model, not a curated record